AUGCCGUGCUUGAAUCUAAGCUCGCUGAGAAAGUCGAGAGCACAGUACAAUUAUUCUCCUCUACCAGAAAGGUAUAUCAGACUACUCUAUGUCUCCUCAAACCCAGUUUGUACCACGUACACAUUGAAAGCCGUGAAGCUCAGAGAUGCGGGCUCAUACACCGCUCUUUCUUACGUAUGGGGCUCUUCGGAGCGAACGCACAGUAUCAUCUGCGACGGAAAAACUCUGCAGGUCACCCGUAGCGUGUUCGAAUUGCUAACCUCUGACCACGCCAAGUCCAACAAAGAUUGGCCAUAUUGGAUCGAUGCCAUCUGUAUCAAUCAAAACGACAACGAAGAGAAGGCAGAUCAGAUUAGGAAGAUGCAUCAAAUCUUCACCUCCGCAGAAAAAGUCACUGUCUGGCUGGGACAAACGGACCAGAAUAGCGACUUAGCUAUGGACAAGCUCUUGGCUUUGUCAUUCUGCUCUCGAGAUCUCGAGGCUUAUGAGAAUGGCCGAGAACUAACAUCUGACUCGCAAGGUUUAGGAUAUCUCCGAGGCUUGAACGGGGAUGAACAGGAGAAAAUUGCAAGAGCGCUGGGCUCGCUAUGCUGUCGUCCAUGGUUUCUGCGAGUAUGGACAUUUCAGGAAAUCAUCUUAGCUGGAAGACGAGCGUUUCUGACUUGCGGCUCCAGAUCCAUGAGAUGGUAUGAAUUUGCCGAAGCUACACGUUUUGUGGCGCGUGCAACAGUUCACGGCUUUUCCUUCGUCUUUGAAAAUGCGAGUGUUGGUAUGCAUAGCGUAGAAAGUAUUCAAGAGAUGCUAUUGCUAUCUCGCCUUAGAGAACGCGAGAGAAAUGGUCUCCAUCUCCCACAACUCCUUGGUGUAGCGUCGAGAAAGAGUACCACAAACCCUCUGGACCGGGUUUACGGAGUGCUUGGCCUAGCGCCUCCAGCUCUACGGUCUAGGAUUCGCAUCAAUUACGGUGAUGAAAGCGAGGCAGCGAAGCAGCAGCUCAAUAUCGAAUGCUUGAAAGCAUGUAUCAAACAUGAUCCAGAGCUUUCGCUGCUGUACAUGGUAUCCGGCUCGGAACCGCAAGCUGGUCUUCCUUCUUGGUGUCCUAAUCUCUAUAGCGGUAAGCUUCGGACAUUGGCAAUGGGUCUGCAAGGAAGAGCUGGCAUAAGCUCUAGGUCUGUCGUGAAUGGGCAACUUCCUAAAGCUUCGUGCCAAGCUAAUUCCAACCUUCUCCGCGCUCAUGGUUACAAUCUUGAUACGGUCGGAACCGUCGCAAGAACGACUUAUCAUUGGUCGGAUUUUGCACAGAACUUAGAAAAACCAACUGUUGAUGAUGCAAAGGGAAAUCUAGCUUGGCUUCAAGAAGUUUCAGCAUUGCUCAAGCAACACGAACACACAGACAUACCCGUAUCAACCAUACUCACACUUGCAGAAGGUGAUCUUCCGGCUUUCAAAGACGUCAGUCUUCAAGAAGCCCUCAAGCACAACAUUGAGAUCUGGCAGCACUCAAUCGAUCCCGAUCACCCUGUUCCCCAGAUUGAGGAACGUGUUCGCACCGCGGCUUUUGUCCUCCACAGCCGCUUCCUCACCAAUUGCCACCACCGUAAAGUCCGUUUCGUUCGUGCCAAGGUCCACUGA
Bacidia gigantensis is the source of this 1632-nucleotide messenger RNA. RefSeq lists its product as uncharacterized. Bases 1 to 1632 code for a protein of 543 amino acids. NCBI's taxonomy places the organism in Eukaryota, Fungi, Ascomycota, Lecanoromycetes, Lecanorales, Ramalinaceae. The record is from RefSeq and is a predicted model, not a curated record. The transcript has 2 exons.